Molecule: messenger RNA, 1591 nt
Organism: Lontra canadensis (Northern American river otter)
Lineage: Eukaryota; Metazoa; Chordata; Mammalia; Carnivora; Mustelidae
Gene: SLC29A3
Product: solute carrier family 29 member 3
Exons: 6
Coding region: 40-1467 (475 amino acids)
Biological process (GO): nucleoside transmembrane transport
Cellular component (GO): Golgi apparatus; plasma membrane
Molecular function (GO): nucleoside transmembrane transporter activity
Source: RefSeq, a predicted model, not a curated record
CCGGGGAGGCAGCGGCGGCGGCGGCGUGGCGGCGACAUCAUGGCCAUGGCCUCCGAGGAUGACUUCCAUCACAGUUCGAACUCCACCUACAGAACGGCAAGCAGCUCCCUCCGCACAGACCAGGAAGCACUGCUUGAGAAACUGCUUGACCGCCCCCCGCCCGGCCUGCAGAGGCCCGAGGACCGCUUCCACGGGGCCUACAUCAUCUUCUUCAGCUUGGGCAUCGGCGGCCUCCUGCCGUGGAACUUCUUCAUCACUGCCAAGGAGUACUGGGUAUUCAAGCUCCGCAACUGCUCCAGCCCAGCCUCGGGGGAGGAACCUGCGGGUUCGGACAUCCUGAACUACUUUGAGAGCUACCUGACCGUUGCCUCCACCGUCUCCAGCGUGCUAUGCCUCAUGGCGAACUUCCUGCUCGUCAACAGGGUUCCGAUUCGAGUCCGUGUGCUGGCCUCACUGACUGUCAUGCUGGCCAUCUUCUUGGUGAUGACUGCACUAGUGAAGGUGGACACCUCCUCCUGGACCUAUGGCUUCUUUGCUGUCACCAUCAUCUGCAUGGCGAUUCUCAGCGGGACCUCCACCAUCUUCAACAGCAGCGUCUUCGGCAUGACAGGUUCCUUCCCCAUGAGGAAUUCCCAGGCGCUGAUAUCAGGAGGAGCCAUGGGGGGCACCAUCAGUGCCGUGGCCCUGCUGGUGGACCUGGCGGCGUCCAACGACGUCACUGACAGCACCCUGGCCUUCUUCCUGACGGCAGACGUCUUCCUCGGGCUCUGCGUCGGGCUCUACCUGCUGCUGCCGCGGCUGGAGUAUGCCAGAUUCUACCUGAGACCUGUUUGGCCAGCCCCUGUGUUUUCUGGGGAAGAGCAGCCACCCCAGGACUCCCCCAGCACCCCCUUGGCAGCCCUCAGAUCCCGCGACUCCUCUAUACCACCCCUCCGCCCCAUCCUGAAGAAGACCGCCGGCCUGGGCUUCUGCGUUGUCUACCUCUUCUUCAUCACCAGCCUCGUCUUCCCCGCCGUCUCCACCAACAUCGAGUCCCUCGACAAGGGCUCGGGCUCGCCGUGGACCACCAGGUUCUUCAUCCCCCUCACCACCUUCCUCCUGUAUAACUUCGCCGACCUGUGUGGCCGGCAGGUCACAGCCUGGAUUCAGGUGCCGGGGCCCAGGAGCAAGGUGCUCCCCGGGCUGGUGCUCCUCCGGACCUGCCUCCUCCCCCUCUUCAUGUUCUGCAACUAUCAGCCCCGCGUCCACCUGCACACGGUGCUCUUCCGGUCCGACCUCUACCCGGUGCUCUUCACCUCCCUGCUCGGCCUCAGCAACGGCUACCUCAGCACGCUGGCGCUCAUGUACGGGCCGAAGAUCGUGCCCCGCGAGCUGGCCGAGGCCACGGGGGUGGUGAUGUCCUUCUAUUUGUGCUUGGGCUUGGUCCUGGGCUCGGCCUGCUCCACCCUGCUCGUGCACCUCAUCUAGAAGAGGCGUGAUGGCAGGAACCUCGGAGCCCUGCGACAGACACUUAGGAGCCCCAGUGGGUGGGGAGCGAGUGUCGGGAGGGCUGGGUCAGCGUGCAGAAGAGAGCGGCAGCUGGGCCCGGCGC